GCCUUACAGCUUCUCUUUGUAGGAUAAUCAUGUAUUUUUGUUAUCCUAUAUCUUUCCAUGCCAUUCUAAACAGAUCACCCAAAGACAACAUGAAGCAGGAGCUGCUGGUGGUGUUGGCUGUAGCAACCCUGGUUCCCAGCCUGUCUGAGGGGCUGCUCCUCUCCAAAUGUGAGCUGAAGGACAAACUGGCAGAGGCUGCUGACCAAUUCAAUAUGAAUGAGAAAAAUGCAGCAACGGGUGUCGAACUGGACAGUGUCUUGGCCAAAAUUAUCUGCAGUUUGGACCUAAAGUCUGGCUUAAACACCAGCCUUGUGACCAACCUUGUCCUGCGCAAACCUAUCCUGCAUAAACACAAAAGGCGCCCCAUCAGCAGGAGACCUGUGAGACUGUUCGGGCGCAAACGUCCAGGUAGAGAUAUUGAGUCAAAGGAAGAUGGAGUCAGUUCUGAGGGAGAAGAGGACAAGCCUAGACCUAAUGGGAAGCCUGGGGGAAAGAGUCCAAGACCUAUAGGAAAGCCCGGGGGAAUGCAACCAAAACCUACUGGGGAAACAGAGGGAGUGAGCCCAAGAUCAGAGAGGCCUGAGGGGAAGAGACCGAGACCAGGGCAUCCUGCGAGAGGAAGGAACAAGCGUGAGGCCGAGGAGUCCACGGGUGAUGAGGAAGAACAUGACAAAGUUGAGGCGCAAGAAAGCAAAGCGGCUGAGGAGGAAGAGUUUGGCGGCUAUGAGGACGAGGGUGAUGAAGACGAGGUUGACGAAGAUGAGCUGGACGAGGAGGACCUGGAAGAGUUAGAGGCGGAGCUGGACGAGCAAGAAGGAGAGGAACUGAACGAGAGAAAGGGGAACAGGAGGAAGAGACACAUCCCAAAGCAGUUCAAAGGUCACGGACACAGCCGCAAGCCACCGCCACGUAAACCGAUGCGCAAGCCGUUCAGGCCAUUCAAGCCAAUCAAGACCCUGUCCUUCAGCUUUUUUGGUCUCUUCCAGCUGAGCAAUCGCCUCGCCUGCGUCUCCUCCAACACCACUCGCUCUCUCAAUCUCUGUAAGACAGAGUGCAGCUCCUUCGUUGAUGAUGACAUCCGUGAUGACAUUGCCUGCUUUGUGAAGUCUCAUGCCUGGAUGAAGGCUCUGAAAUGUGCCAAGCUGCAAGCCUCUGAGUACUUUGAGUGUGACCAACCACUUACUUAA
This is a messenger RNA of Salvelinus fontinalis (brook trout), 1187 nucleotides long. RefSeq names its product YTH domain-containing protein 1-like. The coding region runs from base 30 to 1187 and encodes 385 amino acids. The record is from RefSeq and is a predicted model, not a curated record. NCBI's taxonomy places the organism in Eukaryota, Metazoa, Chordata, Actinopteri, Salmoniformes, Salmonidae. The transcript is spliced from 4 exons.